AUGUCGUGGUCCGGCUUCAAGAAGAAUGUCAGUCGGACAACGACGCAAGUCUUGGUGAAGGCAGGAAAGGUCGAGAAGACCAGCGAUCGCGAAUAUGAAGUGGAAGAGCGGCGUUACCGAACGCUCGAAUCGGCGUCUUUGCGACUACAGAAGGAAGCGAAGGGCUACCUUGACAGCUUGCGCGCCAUGACUGCGAGUCAAAUGCGGAUAGCUGAGACAAUCGAUGCUUUCUAUGGAGACAGUGGAGCGCGCGAUGGUGUGAGCAGGAGUUAUAAGCAGGCUGUGGAAGAUUUGGAUGCCGAGACCGUGAAGGCGCUGGAUGGGCCAUACAGGACGACCGUGCUCGAGCCGAUCAACCGCUUCUGUGCCUAUUUUCCGGAUAUUAACGAAUGUAUCAAAAAGCGAAACCACAAGAUGCUUGACUAUGAUUCAAUGCGAAGCAAAGUCAAGCGGCUGGUAGAAAAGCCAGACAAGGACCCCUCGAAGCUGCCGCGUGCAGAGAAGGAGGCUGACAUGGCGAAAGCGGCAUACGAACAGCUCAACCAGCAGCUGACAGAUGAGCUGCCCCAACUGAUCGAUCUACGUGUGCCAUAUCUUGACCCUUCAUUCGAGGCUUUGGUCAAAAUCCAACUGCGCUUCUGUGCAGAAGCAUACAGCCGCAUGGCACAAGUACAGCAAUACCUCGAUGCUUCGACAAGAGAUCAAUAUGCAAGUGGUGACCUAGAUGCCAGAGUGGAGGAUGUACUAGGACAGAUUCGGGAAUUGAGUAUUGCCGGGACGGUCUAG
Messenger RNA from Dissoconium aciculare CBS 342.82, 786 nucleotides. Its product is annotated as BAR-domain-containing protein. Gene Ontology annotation, molecular function: protein binding; lipid binding. Gene Ontology annotation, cellular component: Rvs161p-Rvs167p complex; mating projection tip; actin cortical patch. The transcript has 7 exons. Lineage: Eukaryota; Fungi; Ascomycota; Dothideomycetes; Mycosphaerellales; Dissoconiaceae. Gene Ontology annotation, biological process: actin cortical patch localization; actin filament organization; endocytosis. Bases 1 to 786 code for a protein of 261 amino acids. The record is from RefSeq and is a predicted model, not a curated record.